AUGGGCAAGAUCACGACUCAGCUAGUCGUAACAGCGUCAGAGAGGAGGUGCCGGCCAAAGGCAGUUGAGCUAGGCAAUCGUGAGUGGGUGACGCUGAUCGCAGCGAUCAACGCAGCUGGCUGGUCUAUCCCACCGUUUCUAAUCUUUACUGGCAAGUAUCACCUAUCUGCCUGGUACGAGGAGGCAGAGAUCCCACGCGACUGGGCCAUCGCAGUCAGCGACAACGGCUGGACGACUAACGAGCUAGAAGUUAAGUGGUUAAAGCACUUUAUUAAGCAUACAGAUGGCAAGGUUGUUGGAGCACGUCGGCUGCUUAUUCUUGACGGCCAUGAGAGCCACCAGUCACUUAAGUUCCAAGAGCUCUGCAAGGAGAACAACAUAUAUACGCUCUGUAUGCCGCCUCACUCAUCUCAUCUACUUCAGCCUCUUAACGUUGGCUGCUUCUCACCGUUAAAGCGCGCGUACAGCCGCGAGGUGGAGAGCCUAAUCCGCCAUCAUAUCAACCACAUUACCAAGCUCGAGUUUCUGCCAGC
Bipolaris sorokiniana ND90Pr is the source of this 533-nucleotide messenger RNA. RefSeq lists its product as uncharacterized. The annotation marks the transcript as partial. Gene Ontology annotation, molecular function: DNA binding. The transcript has a single exon. Gene Ontology annotation, cellular component: nucleus. The record is from RefSeq and is a predicted model, not a curated record. NCBI's taxonomy places the organism in Eukaryota, Fungi, Ascomycota, Dothideomycetes, Pleosporales, Pleosporaceae.